Messenger RNA from Bombina bombina (fire-bellied toad), 411 nucleotides. It is a transcript of the gene INSL5, whose product is annotated as insulin like 5. NCBI's taxonomy places the organism in Eukaryota, Metazoa, Chordata, Amphibia, Anura, Bombinatoridae. The coding region runs from base 1 to 411 and encodes 136 amino acids. Gene Ontology annotation, cellular component: extracellular region. The record is from RefSeq and is a predicted model, not a curated record. Gene Ontology annotation, molecular function: hormone activity. The transcript has 2 exons. Gene Ontology annotation, biological process: positive regulation of feeding behavior.
AUGAAGGCUGUACCAGUUUGUCUUGCUCUGAUCUUUCUCAUUGGAACAGUAGUGGACGGUGAUGGACAAUUUGUGAAACUUUGUGGCAGAGAAUUCAUUCGCGCUGUCAUCUAUACAUGUGGUGGUUCAAGGUGGAGAAGACAUCUAUCUGAGCAGCCACAAAAUGUACCUGACAGAGGAGAUUUCUUCACUUUAUACACAGGAGGCAUUGAAAUGGCAGAGCCCUUGGAAUAUCAACUCCAGAAAACGAAUUCCCAAACAGAUGAAGUUCUUCAUCAGUCAGAAUCCACGGGAGAGUUAUGGAACACUGAAAACAAUUCUGGAGAAGAGAGACGGGACCUGAAUGAACUUCUGACAACAGCCUGCUGCAAAAAUGGCUGCAAGAAGAAGGACUUAAGCUCACUCUGCUAG